Messenger RNA from Pistacia vera, 2649 nucleotides. RefSeq names its product receptor-like protein 33. Gene Ontology annotation, molecular function: protein binding. The coding region runs from base 1364 to 2509 and encodes 381 amino acids. The record is from RefSeq and is a predicted model, not a curated record. NCBI's taxonomy places the organism in Eukaryota, Viridiplantae, Streptophyta, Magnoliopsida, Sapindales, Anacardiaceae. The transcript is spliced from 2 exons.
CCUCCUGAUUUUAAUCGAUUCACUAGUUUGACACACCUUAACCUUUCCAACUCAAACUUUUCUGGUCAAAUUCCAUCUGAAAUCACCCACUUAUCUAAAUUGGUCAUGCUUGAUCUUUCUGAAAAUUCCCUUGAAACAGCUACUGUAAAGGGGUUAGUUCAAAAUUUGACCGAUUUAACAGAACUUCUUCUUGAUUCUGUAAACAUGUCUACUGUCGUACCAAGUUCCUUCAUGAAUCUAUCUUCUUCUCUGUCUUCUUUGAGUCUCUCACAUUGUGAAUUGCAAGGGAACUUUCCAGAUAGCAUCUUUCACCUACCCAAUUUAAAAAUCCUGAAUUUAGCACGUAAUUACAAUUUGACAGGUAUUUUGCCAAAGGUUAACUGGAGUAGUCCCCUCAGGUUUUUGGAUGUCCUUGACAUGACUUUGCCUGGAGAAUUACCUAAUUCCAUCGGCAAUCUCGUGCACUUGACACAUUUGGAUUUCUCUGGUUGUAGUCUUAAUGGGUCAGUUCCUAUUUCACUGGGAAACCUUACAAAACUCAAUUAUUUGAGCCUCUCAGCUAAUAAUUUUGCAGGUCAAAUCCCUUCAUUUCUUUCCAAUUUUGAUCAGCUCCAUACAUUAGGUCUUGCAGUCAAUAAUUUCAUCGGUGGAUUUCCAGAAUUUUUUGUCAACUUAACUCAACUUUCUGUUUUAAGCUUAGCGUCUAAUCAACUAGCUGGUCCAAUCCCUUCUCAAGUAAGUCCCCGUGGAAUUCUAGUUUAUAUUAAUUUAUAUGAUAACUCUUUCAAUGGGUCCCUACCAUCUUGGCUAUUCACUCUACCUUUAUUAUAGUAUGUGGACCUCGGUUUUAACCAAUUAACUGGCACUAUAGAUGAAUUUCAAAGUAAAUCGUUGAAAUUUAUUUAUUUAGAUAAUAAUAGAUUGCACGGGUCAGUUCCGAGUUCAAUAUUUGAAUUUGUGAAUCUGACUAUUCUCUUUCUUUCCAAUAUCAAUCUAUCAUUCAACAAUAACUCUUCCUUUAGCAAACUUCGGUACUUGACAUUAUCGGCUUGUAACAUAAGUGAGUUUCCAGAUUUCUUACGUAGCUCACACCAAUUGGAGUAUCUAGACCUUUCUGACAACAAAAUCCACGGUCAACUUCCCAAGUGGAUGUGGGACAUAGGAAAGGAAACUUUGCUCCGUUUAAAUCUUUCCCACAACUUUCUUACAGGCAUAGAUCCACUUCCAUGGAAAAAUCUUAGACUUCUAGACCUUCAUUCCAACUUGAUUCAGGGACCACCUCCAAAUCCACCACCUUACUUGAGUUUUUUUUUUUUUGUCAAACAACAAUUUCACGGGAGAGAUACCUCUCAGCUUUUGCAAUAUGAGUGUCAUACAAAUUCUAGAUCUUUCUUAUAAUAAUUUGAAUGGUACAAUUCCAAAAUGCGUGGGAAACAUUAGUAGUCUCCAUGUGUUGGAUCUACGAAAAAAUAGAUUGCAUGGCAGCAUUCCUGGAAUAUUUGCACGAGACAAUCAUUUUAGGACUCUUAACUUCAACGGCAAUGGACUUGAAGGGUCGAUCCCACGAAGUUUGGUUAAUUGUAUCAUGCUUGAGGUUCUAGAUCUCGGAAACAACAAGAUAACUGAUAGUUUCCCAUAUUGGUUGGGAGAUCUUCCGAAGUUGCAGGUUCUUGUUCUUCGCUUCAACAACUUUUACGGUUUUGAGUGGGGUUCUUCUAAAUUUAAUGGUUCUUUCCCUAUGCUGAGAAUCUUAGAUCUCUCACACAACAAUUUUGGGGGUCAUUUGCCAACAAGGUUGUUUGAGAAUCUAAAAGGUAUGGCGAAUCUUGAUGAAGCCAAGAGGAAGUUGAAUUAUAUGGGUGAAGACUAUUAUCAAGAUUCAGUGGCGAUCGUAGUUAAAGGUUUUGAAAUCCGACUGGAGAAAAUUGUUACUACUUUCACUGCCAUUGAUUUAUCAAACAAUUCCUUUCACGGAGAAAUUCCAAACUCAAUUGGAAAACUUCAUUCACUUCGACUCCUCAAUCUCUCUCAAAAUAGCCUAACCGGUCAUAUUCCUUUGUCUUUAGGAAAUGUGACUGCACUUGAAGCUUUAGACCUAUCUUCAAACAAGCUUGUUGGAGAGAUUCCAUCGGAAUUGGUAGGUUUGACCUUUCUUGCAAAGUUAAACUUAUCACAAAAUCAUCUUGAGGGGCCGAUUCCUCGGGGGAACCAGUUCGAGACCUUCCAAAAUGACUCGUUCAGUGGAAACUUGGGCCUUUGUGGAUUUAUGUUGUCAAACAAAUGUGAUAUUGAUGAGACACCACAACCAGAAUCAUCAAUAGACCAUGAUGACGAACACAACAUUCCAACCUGGGUAGAUUGGAAAAUCAUUAUGAUGGGUUACGGAAGCGGACUAUCACUCGGCUUAACGAUAGGAUAUAUAGUUUUCUCAACAGGAAAACCACGAUGGUUUCUACGGAUGAUUGAUGGGCUUAUUCGAAGAUGCAAUAGAAAGACUAAGCGAAAGUGAUUCUCUUGACAAGGAACUUGCCUGUGGGUGACCGUGUAAGGUGUGGAGAUGAGUGUGAUAAAGGAUUGCCAAAUUUCUGGAUUCAUCGUUUGUAGUUGAAUAUGUAGCGUUAAGUAAUGUUGUAUCAAUUUCAAAUGUUC